AUGGGCAGUCUUGCUCUAGCCGAAGAUUUUGCUUCCUUCCGUUAUAUCGACCCAUCCUCUGAUGGCUUCAGAUGCAUCUACCCUCUGAUCAAGUACGGCCGUUGUUGUAAGAACAGGGUUGAUAAGGGCCUACGGAACGCUACGUUGAGCAUCAAGCGGAGGAUCCUGAGCGAAGCAUCCUCUGAGGACCGUUCUGCCUUGCUUCAGAAUUUUGUCGAAAAUUGCUGUUGCGAAGGGGUCCAUCGCAAACUGCUGACCGGCACUCCACUCGCAAGAGAACUCCGCCAAAAAUGGGAAAAAGAGCUAGGGUACCCUUUUUCGACGCCUGUCCGAGCGAGCGAGGACACACAGCAUGCUGCGCCAACCAUCACCCCGGCAUCAACACGUCAAUGCCAUGUGGGGUCUCCUGUCAUCCUCGCCGUUCCCUCAAGAGCUAAUACGAGAUACUCGUUAAGAACAAAUGUCUCAGUACCCGAGCCGACAGGAUCUUCGCUCGGGUCGGACGAGGGAGCAUCUACAGGGGAGUUCGAGCCUAUAAAGAAGACAACCCAGACGCUGGUUUCCGUCCUUUUCAAACCUCUCUCGGAAGUCAGAGAUCGGGAGAUCGGGGACAUCUAUGCAUUCUCGAGAGAAUCCAGUCCCGGGAUGGUCAAGAUUGGGUAUUCAAAAUCGACAGAGAGCCGCCUGAAAAGGUGGGGCAAUGCUUGCGGCUAUAAGCCGGUUCUGGAGCACUGCGUCAGAAACGUGCCAAACGUGCCGCGGGUCGAGACAUUAGUCCAUUACGAGCUUCUGUCGUAUUGGCGGAGAGAGCUGAAGUGCAAGCACAACUCGCUUUGCCACAAACGACACAAGGAAUGGUUCGAGUGCAGCGUCGAAACUGCGGCCCGGAGUAUGAAUAAUUUUUCGAAAUGGAUGAUUGUUGCUGACCCAUACGACGCCGGCGGCAUUCUCAAGCCACAAUGGAAGGACAUCAUUCGAAAGAUGGUGAGAUAUGGGCAAGAGGUCACAUCUCAGAGUCUGCUGGACAAUCUGGAAAGGCCCCGACACCAGAUUGAGGCGCCACUCUCGGCCCAGAUUGACGAGCCCAUCUCACCACCCACACCCACAGCUACACCCUGGGCACCACGGGAAUCUAUGACCACCGUGGCGCCACGGCCGGUGGCCUUGACACCGAGAGGCCUUGACAAGGCAGUGUUGAAAAUCGGCAGAGACCUUGUAUACCUCCAGGCUCACCGAAUUGCCGCACUUCAAAAGGGACUCGCUUCUCUGUACCAAACUCUUCUCGUGGACAAUUCUCGGACUUGGACUCCUCCCAACACACAAUUGCUUUUGGCCUCAUGA
Cladophialophora psammophila CBS 110553 is the source of this 1341-nucleotide messenger RNA. RefSeq lists its product as uncharacterized. Lineage: Eukaryota; Fungi; Ascomycota; Eurotiomycetes; Chaetothyriales; Herpotrichiellaceae. The transcript has a single exon. The record is from RefSeq and is a predicted model, not a curated record. The coding region runs from base 1 to 1341 and encodes 446 amino acids.